Molecule: messenger RNA, 2698 nt
Organism: Rubroshorea leprosula
Lineage: Eukaryota; Viridiplantae; Streptophyta; Magnoliopsida; Malvales; Dipterocarpaceae
Source: the annotation of a GenBank genome assembly
GCAAGAGUAGGAGAAAGCAAGAGAAAUUGAGUGAGAGCUCUUGUGAGAGAAAAGAAAGAGAGAAAUUGUGAGAGAUUCUUGUGUAGAUUAAGAGGGAGUAUUAGGGAGAAUUUGGGAGUUUCUAUACAUUGAAGCUAGGGUGUUGAGUGCUUCUUGAGUGAGAGAGCUUCUAAAUUAUUGUACUCUUUUUUUCUUAAUAGUGGAUUUAUUUCUUUCUUUCCCGUAAACGUAGACUUGUUGAGAGGUGUACAAGUCGAACCACGUUAAAUUAUUGUUUCAAUUUCUUUAUCGCUUCCGUUUGUAUGGGAUUGUGGUGCUCGAAAUUCCCAAAAAGUGGUAUCAGAGCUAUUGGUAGAGCUCCUAGUGUUGUGGCAAAAUGCAAACUGAAGCCAUGAAGUAUUCAAUUGAGCUAUUUGAUGGCAAGAAUGACUUUGCUCUAUGGCAAAGCACUGUGAAGGAUGUCCUUACUUGUCAAGGACUUAAUGCAACUUUAGAAGAGACCAAGCCGGUUGAGAUGAAGGAUAGUGAUUGGAGUACUAUCCAGAAGAAGGCAGCAAGUCAAAUUCGACUGGCGCUUGCACCGAAGGUGAAAUACAACGUCCUUUCAGAGACUACUCCAAUAGGCAUGUGGAAGAAGCUUGAAGAGAUAUAUGCUUCAAAAUCUUUAACCAAUCGGUUGUGUUUAAAGAUGGAGCUAUAUCAAUUGAAGAUGGCAGAAGGCACUAAUAUUCACAGGCACUUAUCUGAUUUCAACAUGAUGGUGACACAAGUAGUGAAUGCCGGGGAUGUUCUAGAAGAAGAGGAAAAAGCUUUGCUUUUACUUGCAUCCUUGCCAAAGUCUUACAAGUCCCUAAUGCAGAGCAUGCUAGUGGGUAAGACUACCUUGGUGAUGAAAGAUGUCAUUUCCAUGUUGUUGGAGAAUGAUAAGUUUCUUGGGGAGGAUGAUGGUGCCAAUCAAACUAAUGCUUUGGUGAUGGAGCACUCUCGGGGAAGAUCCAAUGGACGUGGAGGUGGAGCAAAUCAAGAAAGGUCGAAAUCCAGACCUAAGAAGGAUUAUGGUGAAGUGCAGUGUUUUUAUUGUGGUGAAUUGGGUCACAAACAGUAUAAAUGCCCAAAGUUUAAGGAGGACUUUGCUAAUAUGAAAAUAUUGAUGAAAAGUCAAGAAACCAAGGGCAAGGGGGAGGCUAAUAUUGUUGAAGAAAAUGUGGUUGAAGUAUUAGAUUGUGAAGAGUGUGAUCCUGAGGUGGAGCAAAACAAUCAACGGUGGAUUUUGGACUCUGUUGCAACCAUGCAUGUGUGCAAUAAUCCUUUGGAAUUUGGGAGUUUGGUUCGGGGGGAGCUUGGCAAAAUAACGGUGGCUACCGGUGAGAAGGUGAAUAUUGAAGGCAUAGGAGAUGUUUGUCUCAAUGUUCACAAUGGAAGAGCCAAGAUUCUCAAGAAUCGAGAAUGGUGCAAGGUCUACAAAGGUGGGAGACUUGUUCUGCGUGGAAGGAAGAACAAGCACAACAUCUAUGUGCUUAAACAACAUCCCGGGAGAAGGCUCAACAAAACCAUGAGGAAGAUGGUGUGGAAGCCUAAAGGGAUCUUGGUAGAUGGCAAGGAAAUUAAUAAGACCAAGAAGAAGGGGGAGCAAAAUUAUGGAAUGUUGAAGUGUAUGGAGUCAUCGUUGGUUUCUCCUCCCAUAGGGUUGGAGGGGUAGAUUGUUGGAAGAAAGUCCAACCCCAUGUGUGAACCCAUGGACUUUUUGUGUGGAAGUUUGCUUCACCAACCUAGCUAGUUGUGGGCUAUGAUUGCUUUGUUGAAAUCAUGCAAGAUUGCAUGUUGAGCCAUUUAAUGGGCAAAGAAAAUCUUGGCCAGGUGAUAAUGAGGCAAAGAAAAAUGGUGCAUGGGUGGUUGGAUUUUUCACUAUAAAUACCCAUGCAUGCAAAGACAAUGAGCAAGCAAGAGUAGGAGAAAGCAAGAGAAAUUGAGUGAGAGCUCUUGUGAGAGAAAAGAAAGAGAGAAAUUGUGAGAAAUCCUUGUGUAGAUUAAGAGGGAGUAUUAGAGAGAAUUUGGGAGCUUCUAUACAUUAAAACUAGGGUGUUGAGUGCUUCUUGAGUGAGAGAAAUUCUAAAUUAUUGUACUCUUUUUUUUUAAUAGUGGAUUUAUUUAUUUCUUUCCCGUGGACGUUGACUUGUUAAGAGGUGUACAAGUCGAACCACGUUAAAUUAUUGUCUCAAUUUCUUUAUCGUUUCCGUUUGUGUGGGAUUGUAGUGCUCGAAAUUCCCAACAACCUUUUGGAUUUUUCUGGUAGAAGGAUUCCACACAGUAAUGUCCCAAGAAGCAGACGCACCACGGACUUGUAAAACAGAAAACCCAUUGCAGGAACACAGCACCGCAAUUUCAGAAGCACGACCCCCUAUUGGGUUGUUGAGUUUUUCAGUCGUUUUGAGUGAAUCAAAGUCUAUGGACUUGAAGUCAUAUACCCUCGGUGAAGAAGAAAGAGAUUGGUGUUGGUUUUGUGAGAGUGGGAGAGAUGAAGCUUGAUGAAAUUUGGACUGUCAAUGAGGAAGCACGAUGGCAUUGAAACGCACCUGAAACGAAGAAAAUCUUUCACCGCCGAACGGCGUAGUAUCUCCGUGAUCAAAAUCCGGUGGAAAAAUCAGCAUCUUCAGUUUUUUCAGCGCUUGUUUGGUCAAAGAGCCAGUUGAGCUAAAAU